UAAUUUUUGUUGUAACGUAUUUCUCUGUUGGUCUGUUUUUUAAAAAGUUUCCUACACAUGGAGUACUAUCUUGUGCGGCAAUGGAGUGCGUCGUAUUACUGUUGGAAGAGCAGAGCGUGGAAGUAUGGAAACCUAAACUUGUGCGCAAAAUAUAUCAGUUUUAAUGAAGAUUGUGGUGAAUCAUCGUCGGAUUCUGAAAUGUCAAAACCGAUCAUGACAGUUGACGUUCGAGACAUCACCGGCUUUCAAAGGCGUCUUGCAUCGUUUGUAUAUAGAUCUAUAACUGUAAAAGUAAAAGAUGAAAAGCUGUUGUGGUUUUCAUCCUUUCAAAACAGAGAAGAAGUAUAUUACUUUCUUGAGCAUUUCUGGAAAGAACGCCUGCUGUGCACAGGGCCAAGAUCUAAGAAAAAGGGAAGCAGCUUACCAUCAUCAUCAACUCAAGCCGAUAAAAACAAAGUUUUUGAGAUACUUUAUGAUUGUGAAAAAACAUUAGUAGAUGCUUCAAAGUCUCUGUCAAACCAAGGAGAACAAUUAAACAACUCAUCAAACACAAUGAACAGAAUGCAUAAAGACUUGAAUGUCACAGAUGCAAUUGUCAAUAACAUGAACAGAUGGUUUACAAAAUGGAACGUCAAAGUGGAAAACUUUUAUGAGAUUCAGACAAAAUGUGAGUACCCAAUUCUAUAUCGAAAGACCACAAAGGAAUACUACCAUCCUGGUACCUUAGUUUUCAUUGAAGGACAAGUCACUGUUUUAAAUAUAAGCAGAGUUGCGGAUGUUUCAAUACUUUUAAAAGAUUUGACCAAUGUUAUUGUCCAUACGCCGUGGAAUGUGAUAUUAAUGCGUUCAGCAAUUGGUGAAAUUGAUGUAAUCAUCGACAUAUCUUCAGCACAAGUUGUAUCAAUUUUAAAGAUGUUGGAAAAAGACCAUGGGGACAAGUUUGACUAUGAGGAUCAAGCCAAUGAUGGUUCAAUGAAGACAGUCAAAAUACCUCAUUUUUCAACAACUAAAGCAUUGGUUGGGGAAGAUUUUGACACAGAAGAUUUAUUGGUGGACGAAGCGGAUCUUGAUGUCGUCGAAGAAGUGAUUGAAGACAUGAAAUCAUUGGCUGUUGGCAUAAAUCAAGAAAUGACAAGACAAAUGGACACGCUCGAUCAAUUAUCAGAGUCAGUAGAUAAAGCAAACAGCAGAAUAAAGAUAAACAGCAGAAAGAUUGCGAAGAAGCUUUGAGGAAAAGGGCAGUGGUUAAGAGUCUUGAGACAAUUUCAAAUUUGAUUGCUGUUAAUGAAAUAUGCCCUCUUGCUGUUCAAAUUAGCACAACGUCAAUUCUGUAUGAAAACAAGUAAAGGAGAUUGCAAGUCCUAGCUUGAUUUGCCGUGUUUUUGAACCUCAAUUAUAUAUGUAUAGUUUAUUCAUAAAAUAACAAAAGAUAACUUCUUUUUAAAAAGAUUUUGCAGUGGAGAGAAAGCGAAAUAUAAUUAAAAUAAAGAGGGGAAAAUACUAUUGAGGGAGAGCUUUGCUGUGAUGCAAGUAUCGCUUGACGAUAUAUUUCUUUAUCUUCUAAUAGAGAAGAUUUCGUAUUGCUAUAUUUAUCUGAACCAAACAAUAAAUUGGCAAAGGUUAUUUAAUGAUGAUGGUACUAAGUUUAAUUAUUGAAGAAUGUUAAUUGUACAUCACUUAAAUUAUAAAAGUUAAUGAAGCAGUUCCCUGUUCCCACGAUCAAAGUGCAACGUGGUAAUUUUCUAUACACGUAUGUCACACGCAAGAAAAUAAAGAAUUUAGUGUAUACAUGCAUUCUUUGACAAAAGCAAUACUUAAAUUUCAGAUUUAGAACAGGAACGUACGUCGAACAAAGAUGCCGAAAGGCAAGGGCGACUUUGGAUCAAGUCAAGAUAAAUUGUACGUGAAGAACUUAGGUAUCUUAUAGGUUUAUGGCUAUAAACAUGUGUCAUUGAAGUUUGUUUGUCGAACUUGAUAGUCCCGAACAUUUGUAAUAACAUCUUUAUCUUCAAAUCAUUUUACCGACCACAAGUACGCCGAAAGAUCUUACACUCGCGCUUAUUUGUCGAUUAUUUAAGGAAUUCAUGUUGUUAGAGUAAUUUACUGAGAAUGCAAGUAAAUACGUAGAUUUCCGUUCUCUUCACUAAAGAAAAACAAACAAAGUCGGUCGUGAUGAAAGACUAAAAAAAAGGAGAUGGCUAUCUGUUAAAACUUGAUAUCAGUAAAACGUGAAUACUUCGGCACGAGGCAAUGUACAAACGUCCAUACCCUAAAAGGUGUCUGUUUUCUCUUUCUUAUGUUUCUAACGUAAACAACAGGUUAAUAUGAAUUACGUUUGAAAAAAUCCGGAAAUCGUGAUUCUUCCUCCUCCUUCCUCUGAUUCACAAAAAGAAAACAUUUCUACAGAUACGCAGCCUGUGUCUUAUUUCCUAUUUUCGCGGCCAAAUAAUGAAAAAGUUUGUGUUAGUGAAAGUCGGCUUCCGGUCCUCUAAACUUCAAUACUUUUCAUACAUCAGAUGUUCUCACUCAUCCACUCCUACGUGUGUUGGCUUUUUCCCUAUGGUGUUUGUAAGAAAGCAUAGAAUCCUAGCUAUUUCCGUUCAUUGUUUAAAGAUGUUGCGACUGCCUCAUUGUCGUUGUCGUUUAGUGCUAUUUGUGAGAAGAAUCUUGCAGAAACAACCAACGUGGCCUUGUGAGUUGUAGCGGAUCAGCUAAUAAUAAAUUGGUAUGAAUUGAUGGAAGCUCGUCUAAUGGUGGAUGGUUGCUUCCAUGAACGGAAUCUCGCGUUGACUCAACUUUAUGUCGUGGUGCUUAAAUUAUACAUUAAACUUGAGAGAGAAGAUUUCUGUUCAAAAAAAACGUUAAACCAAACUCAACUCAAAUUGCUACCGGCUUUAGAUCAAUAUGGUUGAUUGUUUCUUUCAUCAUAUCAAACUAUGGUUUCCAUUUCCCUUAUCAGAAACAUCCUAGACUUCGAUAUUAGAUACUUGUCAAACAAGUUUAAACUACAACGUUGGCACAUUUCUAAACCACUACAAAGACCUUUUUAAUCCACUAUAAAUCAAUAUUUCCAGCGGGAGACACUGGAACACCCACGAUUUUCAAAAGAGGUCAACAGCCAUUUCUUAUAAGUGAUGCGAAUACGUAAUUUCAAUAUACAAGCACUUUUUGAAGUAGGCAUAAUAAUUUUACGUUAAACAAGCAACACUAAGGCCAACCAAUCAUAAUCAAGAACAGCCAUGUUGGGCGGAUUUAAAGUGUAAGCAUGACAAGCACAAUGAUCAUAUACAAAGAAACAUAUAUGUUUUAAAAAUGACUGACUCAUAUUCGAAUACAUGCAUGCAAUAUUUGCUGCAUAGCAAUCACUUGUAACGUCCCCGCCUCUAUAAAGCCCAUAGUUGUUCUCAACAUCCAUACAUGUCGACAAGUCGCUCCUGUAUCGUUUAUUUUUCUAUGAUUUUAUUACGAGAUGAAAUUAUCCGUCUAUCUAUAACAUACGCACAUCAAAAUACUUGUGAGUAAUGAUAUAUAAUCAAGCUUCCCUCGUAUAUAUACAACAUUUAUUCCAACAUAUAGUCCACGUUUAAUUACAUACAUAUAAUCUUUAUUCUAAGCACUCUUAUGUAUAAAGUAUGGACGUUCUCCAUGCUAUAUUAUUAAUAUAUUUAACAAUAUAAAGAAUCGAGUGUAGCUUGUAUUUGGUCGGUGUAGAUUGUUGGAGUAUGCCGUUUAAUUUUUCAGUGAAAUUUAUUAAGCUAAUAAGAAAGCUGUGGACGGCUGUAACCGAAAUAAUAGACUCAAUAAUCCUUCCUUCAUUGAUGGUGUCAUUGAUUGAUAUCUUUGACUACAUUUACUAAACCUCUUUGUUAGCAACAAGACCGAGAAACUGAAUAUUUUGGUAUGUUUUUUUUUCAAAUACCACACGAACGAUCGAACUGGAUUAUUUUUGGCAAAGCGAUAGCAACGACAGACAUGUAAACAUUGUGUUAUUUCUUUAAAAAUGAAGUCAACGAUAAUUUGUUCAAGAUUAUGUUUCAGGGAAGAUAAGAUAGAAGACGCUCAACGUGACUAUGAUUAAUUAGACAGAAAGACAGGAAAGCAUAACUUUCAAAACAUAAGAACAUUUUUAUGUUCCUCUUCCAAAAUGUGAUUCAUGUGUUGUUUUAGAAGUGCUUCUAUAUUACAAAUACAUUAGAGAUAACACCUGUAAAAUACAUAUGCAUUAGAGAAGGAAUAUCAAAAUUAGAUGGCAAUAUGAAACGGGUUUAUUUGUAGCUAUUUUUUGGUUUCAUGGAAAAUAAAUAUAUAUUUGAAUUGAACCUCCUAGGGAUCGGUUCUUAUGGAUCAUGAAACACUGUGUAGGGAAAAAUUGCACUUGGAGAUUUAAUACUAUAUAGUCAUUCAAAGUAUAUUUAAGCUCUUUCUUUGAGUUUAUUUUGAAACAAAAGUUAAUAAAAAUUAAAUUUCUCGAAAUGAAAAUGAAAUCAAAA
Messenger RNA from Xenia sp. Carnegie-2017, 4490 nucleotides. RefSeq names its product synaptosomal-associated protein 47-like. Gene Ontology annotation, molecular function: SNAP receptor activity; syntaxin binding. The record is from RefSeq and is a predicted model, not a curated record. Gene Ontology annotation, cellular component: plasma membrane; SNARE complex. Gene Ontology annotation, biological process: synaptic vesicle fusion to presynaptic active zone membrane; exocytosis; synaptic vesicle priming. Lineage: Eukaryota; Metazoa; Cnidaria; Anthozoa; Malacalcyonacea; Xeniidae. Bases 58 to 1230 code for a protein of 390 amino acids. The transcript is spliced from 5 exons.